AGCUGUUCUCCCGUCCAAACCCAACAGAGGCGCUGUAGAGAGAGAAAGAGAGAGGCCAUGGCCUCAACGGGCGCCCUGCCCUCCCCUGCUUAAAAACCUCGGCCCUUUAUUGGCUCGCACCGGUUACUACUGCUACUGAUACACUACCGCUGCUCCUCUCUCUAUCCUACGAGAGCCGGAGGAAGAAAGAUUGGCAGGAACAGUGCAAGACCAAGAAGCGGGUGUGGAGGAGAGAGACAGAGUGAGAAAGUGUAGCUGUUGGGUGUGGAAACGGAGGAGGGCGAGCAAGAAGGGAAACAAGGUGCAAGGGAAACAGAGGGGGAAUGGCGUGAAGCAUGGCUGGACCCAAGAUUUCGCGAGAUCUUGCCUAUUCUGCGACGUUGAUCUGGAGUUGGGAGGUUACCACCUCGGCGCCGUCUUGCUCCUGCUCAUCUUGCAUAAAUAGGAGCAGGGAGCGAGGCUACAGCGCAGUACAGAGAUCCCUCCUCCUCCCCCUGCAGCUGUAGAGCAAGCGGGCGAGAGAGGAAAAGGUUGGUAGGAAAUGGAUUUCGGCGACGAACCUGAGGGCUCCGACAGCCAGCGGCGGCGGAAGCGGUACCACCGCCACACCCCUCGCCAGAUUCAGCAGCUCGAGGCGAUGUUCAAGGAGUGCCCCCACCCCGACGAGAACCAGCGCGCGGCACUGAGCCGGGAGCUCGGCCUGGAGCCGCGCCAGAUCAAGUUCUGGUUUCAGAACCGCCGCACCCAGAUGAAGGCGCAGCACGAGCGCGCGGACAACUGCUUCCUGCGCGCCGAGAACGACAAGAUCCGGUGCGAGAACAUCACCAUGCGCGAGGCGCUCAAGAACAUCAUCUGCCCCAACUGCGGCGGCCCGCCCGUCGCCGAGGACUUCUUCGACGAGCAGAAGCUCCGCAUGGAGAACGCCCACCUCAAGGAAGAGCUGGACCGCGUGUCGAGCAUCACGUCCAAGUACCUCGGCCGGCCGUUCACGCAGAUGCCGCCGGUGUCGACGAUGUCCGUAUCGUCGCUGGACCUGUCCGUCGGCGGGCUGUCCGGGCAGGGGCUCGGCGGGCCAUCUCUGGACCUUGACCUCCUCAGUGGGUGCUCGUCCGGGAUGCCGUUCCACAUGCCGGCUCCCGUGACCGAAAUGGAGCGGCCCAUGAUGGCCGAGAUCGCCGCGCGUGCCAUGGACGAGCUCAUCCGGCUCGCGCAGGCCGGCGAACACAUCUGGGUCAAUGGCGCGCCCGGCGACGCGCGGGAGACGCUAAACGUCGCCACCUACGACAGCCUCUUCGCCAAGCCCGGCGGCGCGUUCCGCCCGCCCGACAUCAACGUCGAAGCGUCCAGGGACUCGGGGCUCGUGUUCAUGAGCGCCGUCGCGCUCGUCGACGUCUUCAUGGACACGAACAAGUGGAUGGAGUUCUUCCCUGGCAUCGUGUCCAAGGCGCACACCGUUGAUGUCCUCGUAAACGGCUUGUGCGGGCGGAGCGAGUCCUUGAUCAUGAUGUACGAGGAGCUGCACAUCAUGACGCCAGUCGUCCCGACGCGCGAGUUCAGCUUCCUCCGCUACUGCAAACAGAUCGAGCAGGGCCUGUGGGCCGUCGUCGACGUCUCCGUGGAGGGGCAGCGCGACGCGCACUACGGCGUGCAGUCGCGCUCCCGCCAGCUGCCGUCGGGGUGCCUCAUCGCCGACAUGUCCAAUGGCUACUCCAAGGUGACCUGGGUCGAACACAUGGAGAUUGAGCAGAUGCUUCCGAUCAACGUACUCUACCGCAACCUCGUGCUGAGCGGCGCCGCGUUCGGGGCGCACCGGUGGCUCGCCGCUCUACAGCGCGCGUGCGAGCGCUUCGCGUCCUUCGCCGCGCUCGGCGUGCCGCACAACGACCCGGCCGGAGUGACGCCGGAAGGGAAGCGGAGCAUGAUGAAGCUGUCGCAGCGGAUGGUGAGCAGCUUCUGCGCGAGCCUGAGCUCGUCGCCGCUGCAGCGAUGGACGCUGCUCUCCGGCACCAUGGACGUGAGCGUUCGCGUCUCCACGCACCGAAGCGCUGACCCGGGCCAGCCCAACGGGUUCGUCCUCAGCGCCGCCACCUCCAUCUGGCUGCCCGUCCCCUGCGACCACGUCUUCGCCUUCGUCCGCGACGAGAACGCGCGCUCCCAGUGGGACGUCCUGUCGCACGGCAAUCAGGUUCAGGAGGUGUCGCGCAUCCGCAACGGCUCCAAUCCCGGCAACUGCAUCUCCUUGCUGAGAGGCCUGAACUCGAGCCAGAACAGCAUGCUGAUCCUGCAGGAGAGCUGCACGGACGCGUCGGGGUCGCUGGUGGUGUACUCGCCGAUCGACAUCCCGGCGGCGAACGUGGUGAUGAGCGGCGAGGACCCGUCGAGCAUCCCGCUGCUUCCUUCGGGCUUCGCCAUCCUGCCGGACGGCCGAUCGUGGUCCGGUGCGGGCGCGUCCAGCAGCACCGGCCAGCUCGCUCCCCCGCCGGGCUGCGUCGUCACCGUCGCGUUCCAGAUCCUCGUCAGCAGCCUGCCAUCCUCCAGGCUCAACGCCGAGUCAGUCGCCACCGUCAACGGCCUCAUCAGUACCACCGUGCAGCAGAUCAAGGCCGCCCUCCACUGCCCCGGCCAUUGAUCUUGAUCCACCAUCUCAUCACCGUGCCUCACCUCACCUCGCCAAGCCAGCCGCCGCCGCCUCAGUGACCGACGAGAGUUCGUUGGCCCGUUGAAUGCUCGCAUUCAUGGACUCCACCUGCCGCUGCUCCCGAAGCUGACGCAACUCCCUCUCCCCCCUCCAUCAACCCAUCCAUGAAUCCAUUACCAUAAUAGUUCCUUCUUUAGAUUCCGUGUCCUUUUCUUUUCGUUUCCCUUACUUAAAUUUGCAGGAUUUCAUCAAGUUUUCUUAGGCAUUCGUUCGUGCGCCAGGAUCGAAGGCUUUGAGACCGAGGGAGUCAAGAACGCACCAUGCUACCUUGUCCCUUUCCUCUCGCUGCAACCAUGCAUUUCUCCACAGCUCCAAUUCCCAUCUCUCUCCCCCUCCAUCCUUGUCAUCUCGCCAUUGUCGUUGGUGCCGCAGCAGAGGAUGAAUGGUUCGGGUAUUGACUUCUGUCCAUUAAUGUAAAGCCUUAAAUGAACAUUCAUUUCGAUUAUAAGUGGAAAGGGAAAAGAAGUUCUGGUAAAAGCUGUGCGAUGUUG
Molecule: messenger RNA, 3189 nt
Organism: Phragmites australis (common reed)
Lineage: Eukaryota; Viridiplantae; Streptophyta; Magnoliopsida; Poales; Poaceae
Product: homeobox-leucine zipper protein ROC8-like
Exons: 10
Coding region: 542-2629 (695 amino acids)
Biological process (GO): regulation of DNA-templated transcription
Molecular function (GO): lipid binding; DNA-binding transcription factor activity, RNA polymerase II-specific; DNA binding
Source: RefSeq, a predicted model, not a curated record